GAAAUUUAUAAUGUCCCACAGGCUUCUCCCACGACAAGCUUCGGGGAUCAGCAUGUUAGAGAGAAACCAAAAUAGCAACCAUACUAAGACAUUCAUACUGAGGACGAGCGAAGAACGAGGGUGAAGAUCGAGCACCAAAAAGAAGCUUAAAAGUGGGUAAAAGACAGCACCAUAGACUUCUUCGCUAUUUCCACGGUCAUCAAGAAGAAUGAUGGCACCAGGGACGUAUACAUGACACCAGGUUACUUCCACGUGGUAACAAGAUUAAACUAAAAGAAGAUGAAAGAGACCGGCACAACACCCAAGCGGUUCCUCUAUCUCUAACAUAUAGAUACCUUUACCUUGUUCUAGUUGAUUCGAAUGCGCAGUUAAAAGCCCUUUCAAAUAAUCACCAUGUCCACCUUCGGUUUCGCUUUUGCGCAGCCGCCCCCUCGACAGAGGAAGGAGCAAGCUCGCAUAAAAGCGUUAAACCAAGCUGCUGCGAACAAGGCUGCAAAUAAGAACAAGCCGAAAUCCGAGAAAGCUGUGGCAUUUGAUCUGUCUUCAGCCUCCGAGGGGUCAGAUGGUGAGAACGAGAACAUGGUGUAUGGAGGUGGGAAUAGUGCUACCAGCACAGCAGUACCAUCACCGACUGACGACCUCUCAUGUUCGUCUGCGGAUAGUCAUAGUGCAGCUACUUCUUCGAUGUCUUUCUAUGAGGCAGGUGGAGCACACUCAUCACAUUCAUCACAGGGAGGUGGUUUGUCUUCUGGUCAAGCAAGUAGUAGCGCUGGGGGACAUGUUUUCAAUACCAACGGCGUCUCAGCCGCGUCAGCCAAGCGGACGCAUCUAGCACGGCGUGGACGCGCCGCUUCUGGCGGAGGAGAAACUUUAGCAUCUACUAAAACAGCUUACUCGAUGUUGAACAAAGGUGCUGGGGGUGGACCGUUGACGAGUUCAGCAUAUUUGCAGAAUUUCAUACCGGGAAAUUCAGGAGUUGUAGGCGGUGACACAACCACCACCAGUAACGGAGGAGGCUCCUCAGCAACUUCUACAACUACUUCAGCAUCAACAGCAACCUCAGGAGGUCCUACAGUCCCAGUGGGAAUCGGAGGACCUGGCGGGAUCGAUACCUCUUUAGAGCCCAAGCCGUUCCAGCCUGUGCCGUCUAUGCGAACAAGUGGUCACUAUAGUAAUGGUAUCGCUCCUUUCAGUGUGAGCGCUGCGUCAACUUCGUCUUCCUCGUCUGGCUUUUCUAGUGUACGUGGAGGAGGUCCUGGCUCGUAUAAUAAUCCUGAUACGGCGCCGAUCAUGCUGCAGUCUCAUAGUGCUGCGUCUACUGGAAGUAAAUUUCACCCGUCUACUAGUUAUCCAGGUUCGAAUUCUGGAGGUGGGAAUAUGAUCAGUAACCCUCUUCUCACCAACCACUUAAUCCCUGGUAUUAAGGCAACGCAGGGUGCAUCCUCAACGUCUCCCUUGGCUUCUCAUUUUCGACUAGGAAAAGAGGCCAAGGAAGAUGCUACCAGGGAUGCAACGGCGAUAGCUCUAAUGGUAACAAGAAGAACGCCAACGUUUUGACGCGUGCAGGCGAGUAUUUAUUGCUGAAUUUGACGGCGAUGACAACGCAUGAAGAGCGGAAACGGGUUAGGGAUUUGGGUAGGAUAACGGAUCCACAACUAGCAAUCGAGAUGUUCUUUCAUAGAGGGCAUCUGCAGUCGAUUCUGCUGCUGUGGCGUCGUCGUGGCUCCGAAUCCGACAUCUCUCGUCUCUGCCUUGCGGCUUUAGAACACUGUGCGCAAGUGAUCGGAGUUCAUGCAGCGAAGACUCGACAAGCCUCCUCCGGUGCUCCACGGUAUGUGUACAAUUUAAGGCUUUCUUACCGCCCAAUUACAUCCCGCACUACCAUCGAUCCUUAA
Molecule: messenger RNA, 1895 nt
Organism: Amoebophrya sp. A25
Lineage: Eukaryota; Dinophyceae; Syndiniales; Amoebophryaceae
Source: the annotation of a GenBank genome assembly